UGUGCGUCUCGGUACAGAAGAACAAUCACUGGAUAAUAAAAUUAAUUGUUCUCAACUUGGGCGGUCAGUCGUGACAAAAAGAAACAAGUCAAUUAACGAAUUUUCUGUUAACGAAUCUAUGGUGAAAGAAUAUUUAUGAACCAAAAAAAUCGGUGAAUUCAAAGAUUUUUACAAAUGAUCGUGCUAGUUAUGGUAUCAAAAUGUCACAACUGACGCUCUAUAAGGAACAGUAGAAAAUUCGUCUGAAGAUCCUUUAUGAAAAUGGCUGUAACGGCAAGCUAUUUUGUUCCACCUAUAAACAUGGAUAGAGUCUGUCGAAUAUGCUUACUCGAAGGGACAAAUUUAUCACCGAUUUUUUGCACCGAACAAGAGGUCGAUGAAUAUUCUGGCUUACCACAAAAGAUUCAAGUAUGCGGCUCUAUUGAAAUACAUGAGAACGAUGGAUUUCCGUCAUUGAUAUGUGACGUCUGUAUAUACAAAGCCAGCAUUGCUCAUGAAUUUCGACAGCAGUGUCAGCAAUCUGACGCCAGGUUAAGGCUUCUUUACGACCCAAACAAAUCCAACGGAUCAAAUAUAACUGAAUCUUGUACGCAAACCGAGCCCCAGACGCGUAUAAUAUUGACGAGGAAGAUGCCAAAUCCAUCGACGACGUAUUAUGUGAAGCAAGAGUUGCAGGCAUCAAAUUCGCAGGAUUAUGCAAGCGCGAUCGAGGCAUACACGGACUCUCAAGUACAAACAGUGAGUCGAACUGAACAUCCGAUAGACUGUCAAGACGACAAACUUUUUCUUUGCAACAUCGGUUUCGAUGGGGCUAAAGAAAUGGUGGAAAAAGAAACGAGCAUCAUGAACGUGGAGCCCCCACAUCAAGUGGAAUGUCCGAUUGUUCAGACGGAAAUGACGACGACACUUAUGACCGUAAACGCGAAUGGUCACUUAGAGACACAACAAUUAAUUGUUAAGGAUGACAGUCAGAAGUGCGAGGAAACGCCGAUCGAGGAGGAAUAUCUGAAUGAACAAAUAUUGAACGAAAAUGUAAUAGACGAUAAUAUCGAGGCUGACAGUGAGAAUUUCGAGGAACGACAACAAGAAGAGCUCCUGCAACAGCAGCAGCAAGGGCAGCAAGAAGAAGAAACGAUGGAAAAACGUUCAUCAUCGCGAAGAGUAAAAUCAGCAUCAUACAGCGAAGAUGAAAUGGGUCAAGACAAUUAUUUCACAACGAUAGAAAACGACACGGAAGAAUCUGACACGAAGCCCAAAUACAAGUGCAACAUUUGCCUGAAACGCUACGCGACCCAAAAGGGCCUCAAAAAUCACGUGCAAGUACACGAGAAAAAUCACAAAUGUCCUGUGUGUUGCAAACUAUUUUAUAAGCUGAAAAACAUGGAAAAUCAUCAAAAGCUACACGAGACUAAACCUCACGCUUGUCAAACAUGUCACGCGAGUUUCUCAAAAUUACCGAGUUUAACACGACACUUGAAAUCGCACGAAGAUAAAUGCGAGGAGGAAAGUUCCUUGGCGUGUGAAGCGAACGACGUUGCGAAGGAAGAAAUGGAAAUGUUGAAAACCGACACACAAAGCGACAUCGAAACUGACGACGAAACGACGAUCGCAGCUGGCACAGAAAUCGACGAAUUUGAGAAUGCUCCAGGAAUAUACAAGUGCGAAGUGUGCAAUCAAUUUUGUUCGUCGUUGAAGAAUCUGAAGAGACACAGUCUUGUACACGGUGAGAAAAAAUAUUCUUGCACGGUAUGUAAAAAAUGGUUUUUCAGACCGGACACAUUGAAGAAACACGCGGAAAAACACGGACACGGUUUGCUCGAUAAUCUCGUCGACGACAACAAAUUGUUCGACUCGGACGACGAUAAUUUCUCGAAUUCAUCGAUCGGCGGCCACGGGGGCAGAAACGAUACUGCAAAAUCCUCCCGAGACGAGAGCGAGGACGACGGUGUUGGUGAAUACAAAUGUCAACAUUGCGACAAAGUAAUGGCAACGAAAAAAGGCUUGAGGAGACACGUGUCAAUGCACAAGCCUAAAGCCGAGCCAGCGACUUGUGAAGUUUGUAAAAAAGUAUGUGCCAGUCAAGCUCGUCUUAGUUUGCACCUCAAAACCCACAACAAACCAAAGGAAAAGGUUCAACGUGAAUAUCUCUGUCACAUAUGUAGCAAAGUUUAUCCGAGCAAUUCUUCGUUGACUUAUCACAUGAGAACUCAUACGGGCGUUAAACCGCACGUAUGCAAAAUUUGUAACAGUGGCUUUACGACCACGACCAGUUUGGCUAAUCACAUAAGAAUUCACACAGGCGACAAACCGUUCGUUUGUCACGUUUGCAGCGCUGCUUUCGCCGUUAGCUCGGCCUUCAGACGACACUUGACGAGACACACCGGUGAAGCUAAUUAUUUGUGUAAAACGUGCGGCAAAGCGUUCAAACGAUUGAGCACACUCAAAGAGCACACUUAUACGCAUUCCGGAGAAAAGCCCUACGUUUGCAAAACAUGCGGUGCUGCUUACAGCCACAGCGGUAGUCUCUUUGCUCAUCAAAAACGUUGUAGAGUACAAUACAGUGAAAUGAUCGAGGAUCACAAUGUUGCCCACCAUAUUCACGUCAAUAAUGUACAAACCGCCGUGCGUUCACUCGCUGUCAUCGGGCAAAUGUACUAAGUUUUUAGAUACUUUUUACAUUUCGUUUUUUUGAACAAGCUCCUCGUGAAUCGUGUUCUACCUUUGUAUAUAGAUAAGCAAAAACAAGCUUCGAUUUAUUCGAUCAUUUUUCUUGCGAUUUUUUAUCCAAAAAAUUUGUACACAUCACGAUCCUUGACGGCUGCCCCGUUUUUUUUUUUUCGUAGCGGAGUCAGAAUUCGCUGGCUUUUAACAGGGAAUUGCUCAUGAAAUUGGCGCAACAAAACAGUAAUGCUAUUUCAUCACUUAUCCACGUUUAUCCAUUUUACCUUCAAGGCUCAAAGAUGCUUCAUUAUCAAAUUACUGACCAUCGUCUCUGCAGCGAACUCUCCUUCAGAAGUGACUUUUUUUCAAAUAGACUUUAUCGUUCUAAUCUGCUUCGAAGUUUAGAAGAGACUGAUUAUCGUUCAUAUACCUUAAUGGUUAGUAACAAUUUUCAAGUUAAUUUUAGUCAGUUUUUAAGGUCUGAACCUUGGACGAAGGAACACACUUUUUCUUCGUUGUUCUUUUUUUUUAACGAUUCCUUUAGAACGAAGGAAAACAAUACAAUUUACUAAUUUUUUGUCCUGAUAAUCGUCAAGAUACCAUGUAAAUCGGUUAUAAUGAUCACGGUUUUUGGAAAUCCUUUGAAAAAGACUUUUAAACUUGACCACAAGGAAUUCUUAAUUUUCGUGUAACCGAUUCAUGCUGUACACAUUUCUUUUGUAACAUCAUAGUAGUGACGAAAAUCCGUGUGUGUAGCUGGAUAGUGGAACAAUUUAUAAUGUUAUUGAGGACUUCGGUAUCCGUUUUUUACGUCGCUUUUUGUGUUCCAAUUAUUAUAGAUUAUAAUUGUUAUUUCCAGACCGAAAGUCAUCGUUCACUUUUCCAUGAAUGAGAUUUUUAUUUUAAUCAAAAUAAAUAUUUGCUCGAACAUUCGAAAAAAUCAAUAAUCAUGCGAAUUAUCUGGGAUACCGUGACUUUUGUAUCAAUGAAAAUAUUAUAUUUUACAUUUUUCAAAUUAAACAUUUUUUUGCAAUUGAGUUCAUCUUUUUCAAUAAAAAAUACUAAUCUCUGUGAUAGAAUUUUUCAUUGAAACGAAUAAAAUAGGAUACACGAAUCACAGGUGGACAAUUAGGCACCAUUGAAGAAUCUCUGAGUGAUCGUAAAGAACGAAAAAUGUAAAUAAAUAUGAAAAGAAAAAAUAAAAUAAAUGAAAUCAAAUGUUACAGCGGUGAAAUAUAAAAGCAAGCACUUUGAGACUUCACCUCAAAACGAAAGAAAUAAAAGAUGAUCUUGAAAGUGGCUGGCUCAUAGAGUUCUUUAAAUCGCGAUUAACGCGACGUCGUUGGCAAUGUAUAGUUAUUAAAUUUAGGCACUUUGAUACCACAAGUAGUACAUAAUGUAUGAUUUUUAAAAAAAUAAAUACGCUUUAAUAAUA
Messenger RNA from Venturia canescens, 4096 nucleotides. RefSeq names its product zinc finger protein 845-like. Gene Ontology annotation, cellular component: nucleus. Lineage: Eukaryota; Metazoa; Arthropoda; Insecta; Hymenoptera; Ichneumonidae. Bases 256 to 2658 code for a protein of 800 amino acids. Gene Ontology annotation, biological process: regulation of DNA-templated transcription. The transcript has 3 exons. Gene Ontology annotation, molecular function: DNA-binding transcription factor activity, RNA polymerase II-specific; RNA polymerase II cis-regulatory region sequence-specific DNA binding; zinc ion binding. The record is from RefSeq and is a predicted model, not a curated record.